GGCUAACAUCGUUCUUUAACUUGUGUGAAUGUAUUGAAAACUCGAUCGCGAUUGGUCAGAAACAUCAAGAGAAAUUUCCCUUCAUUCCUACGAUUCCGAAAACUCAUAAGAGAAAUAUGAUGCACGCAUACAUCUACAUGAUAUUUUUUUAAUAAAAUCGUUAAUUUCGGCUCUCGUUCGUUCGUUGUUGUUGCUCGUUCGUUUAAUACAGUUCGCGUUAUGUGUAUUUUCUCUAUAGCAAUGAUGAUGCAAGCUUUAUAUCAGUCGGAGUUUAGUGUUUGACUUGGAGAGUAGACAAAUUUUCACAAUCGAAAAUUAAAUUUUUUUGUUUAUUACUACGUUAAAUUUAAAUAGUGCUGCUGUGAAUUAUGGAAAAAUAGAUAAUAUAGUGUAUUUUAAUUAAGUUUUUGUGUGUGGCACUGGAUUUUGCUGUGGUUUCGAUUGAAAAUUAGGCCUCGGAAAAAUCGGAAGAAAAAAAAUUCAUUUUUAUUUGAUUUUUUUUUCUCUUCUUUUUUUUCAUUAAAUGAAGAAAAAAUUUUUACACGAGGCAUAACCGUACUAAUACAAGCAUACAGAAAAAUUGUACAAAAUAAAAAUAAUGAAACUAGUUUAAAGGAAAUAAGAAGCAAGAAAGAAGAAUAAAGAAGAAAUCAGCUACAAUGAUUUCUCGUAAACGUGUAAAAGAUUUCAACAAAAUUUUAACAUGCCUUUUGUGCAAAGGAUACCUGAUAGAGGCUACAACAAUCAACAUAUGCAUGCAUUCAUUUUGUCGUUCCUGUAUAGUAAAACAUAUUAAGCUUUUUGAAUCAUGUCCAAUCUGCGACUGUGAAAUAAGAUUAGGAAAUUUAAGACCAGACAUUCGAUUGCGUUCGAUUGUUUACAAAAUCAUUCCUGGACUUUAUGCCAAAGAACGUCAAAAUGUAUCUCAUGAUGGUUUUGAGCAGCGUAUAUUUUUAAAUGGAACAUCAUCAGGGGCUCAUGCACUAGUCAGUAAAUAUGAAAAGCAAACAUUUGACAUCUGUUAUGAGGAUGAAAAAUUGGCAAAGCAAUAUUUUUAUGAUCCAGAAGAACCAAUAAGUUUAUCGCUUGAAUAUCAUAUGGAAUCAAUAUUUGGUAGUAAUAAUAUAACAUCAAUAAGCAACAACAUUCCACAAGUUAGAUAUUUGCAAGCUCCAGCUGCAUUCAAAGUGCUUCAUUUGAAAAAAUUCCUAUCGUCUAAAUAUGAUCUGAGCAAUUUGAAGAAACCAAUGUGCAUUGAUAUUAUCUACGAGGGCGAUAUUCUAUCGGAUGAAUUUUCAUUAAUGGAUAUUGCAUAUACCUACAACUGGGAGCGUGAGGCACCUCUGAAGCUGUUUUAUCGUAUUUACAAGAGCAAAAAACACAACAAUAACAAUGAAAUUAAUCUUAUUAAAAAGGCACUCAUCAACCAACCAUUUGUGAAAUUGAGCUCAGCUGAUUUUCGAGCGACCAUGGAGGAGUCAUUAUCAAGGAAGGUGUCAGAUGCUGUUGAUUGCAACAAUCAUGCUCAAGAGUCAUCAUCGACACAUCAUAACAAUAAUAAUAAUAGUAGGAGAAUGAAUACAAAUUCUACGGGUUCAAUUCAAAAUCAAAAUCAGAAGCAACAGUCAAAGCCGAGCGAAGCUCCUCGUCAUGAUUUAAAAAUAAUUAUAGCUAAAAAGCCAAGUAGCAAAAAUAGUAAAGUAUUUGACGUUAGUAACAAUAAAAUAAAGUUGAAUAAACCCAACAGCUACAUCAGUAAGGUUCUUAUAAAUGAUUGUGAGCGCUUGCGUGGUGAUGUUGAUAAUUUUACUUCGUCAGAAAUCGCUUCAACAUCGGAAAUGAAAACAACUUUAAGCAAAAAGACUGGAACGGUCUCGCAUCAUGAUUUAAAGUUUGAGAAUAAGAGCAACAGCAGCGGCAGUAUGAAAAGUAGUAGUAGGCACAAUAAUAAUACCGAUUCUCAUGAUUUUUACGAAUAUAAAAUAAGUGAAGGAGAGAAAGAGAAGCAACAGCAACAAAAACGCGAGAGCACGAAACAUACAAAUUCAUCAACAUCAUCAUCUUCAUCUUUUUCACAUCAUUCAACGGCGGGACGGAAUGAAGAAAAAUUUAAAGUGAAAUCCAACCUCUCUUUAAAUAUACCAAAAUUGAAAAUUGAAUUGCCAAGUUUGAAGACGAAAAUAACUGUACCCAAGACACCUAAUGAGAGCUAUUCAAUAUCUAAAUCACCAUUUAGUAAUAAUGUAAAAUGUGAACCGCAAAUUAAACGAGUGCGAUUCGAUAUGUCAAAUACACCAUCGUACUCGUCCUCCAAAGCUGUAUAUGACUUUGAUGAUGAAAUUGAAUCAAUGAAUUCGUGCGUUGAUCAGAAAAAAUAUGCUGCGAGAAUUGGUUUAAAACCGGUUGAAAGGAAAGUUGAUUCAAUCAUAUUGCAUCGUAAGCGCAAAAAAUCAAAACAUUCUAAAGAUCCUGACCAUUCAUCUAAGAGACCAAAACUACAUGUUUCAUCAUCAUCGUACGAUGACGAAAGUCUAAAAUUAAAACUUAAAAUCAUGGGAGGAAAAAACUGUAAAAACGAUAAAAAAUUUAAUAAUAAUGAAGAGGCUUAUGAGAAAACAUAUAAUUUUAAAGCUUCUCACUACCAUAAGACUACUGAUUCAAGUUCCAUAAAUGUGCAACAUGAAUAUUCAACAAAGAAGCAAGAACAAGAAAAGCAUAAAGAGGCUGUAAUUGAAUUAGAGAAUCACAAAUACUCCGUAACUGAACAAAAAAUUCCAAAAAGUUCUAAUUCAAAUCAACCUAUGGUUUUCAUACCUAAAUUGGUGUUACAAAAAUCAACAUCUGUACCAAAUACAUUUACGGCAUCGUCACCAACAUCUACAUCGUCGGAUAAUAGUUUCAAUAAAAGUAAUAGCAGCAACAAUAAUACUAACAUUAAUUCGAAAAAAGAAGAAACGACAAAAGUACAAAGAAGAAAUUCAAUUUAUUCGGAUCAACAUAAGAAGCAACAAGAGCAAUCGUUGUCAUCAUUGUCGUCGUCAUCUUCAUCAUUGCCUUCUGAUGCAGAAAAAUCGAAAGAUUUAAAAAUAAAGAUAAAAACGCUUGAUAAACUUUCUGGACAUGAUUCUAAUUCAGUAAACAAUCAACAGAAAUUAAUGAAACCGCCAACAGCGAAAAUGGGCUCGCCGUCGUCUGACAUUCAGGCUCAAAUUACAUCGACCCUUGCGUCAAGUCCAAUUCGACCGAAUAGCAUCCCCGCAUCACUUAAAUUAUCACCAAUAUCAGCGACGGCAGCAUCACCAACAAUAUCGGUUAAGAGCGAAAUGCAGCUACAAAAUUUAAAGCGCUCAUUGAGUUUGGGUGCUGAGAAGUCACCUCAUUGUUAUAUUAAUCCAUAUGCAAAAACAAAUACUGAAAUGUUUACACGCGAUCCACCUCUAAUUGAAAUUCCUCCCUUAAUUCCAACAUCAUCAACAAUUCGUAAUUUUUACAAUAGCAACAACAACAGCAACAGUUUUAAUCAUCAUAAUAAUCAGAGUGUAGGAAAAAUGUCGCCAGUAUCGAUUUCAAAAGUACCAAACAUAAAUGUUAAAGAUCCCACGAAACUCUUUCCGAAUGCAUGUCCGUCUGUUGAAAUACUUAAAAUACCUCAAGCUGCGCCAAUCGUAAAUAGACACCAACAACAUCAGCCUUCUGUUAAAAACAUUAAGCUUAAUCGUCAGAUGCCACCCACAAUUCCUUUAGAGAAAAUUAAACAAACAGCACAAAAUCCAACAUUACAGAAAAUUUUGCCAAAAUCUUUACAAUCAACACAGAAUUUUUUAAAGUCGUCGGGUUUUCAUGAAAAGAUUGAUUUACCUCACCGGAGUACUACUACUACUAAUAAUAAUAAUAACACUAAUAAUAAAAUGAAUAAUUUAUCAUUCAAUACGUCAGACUUGUGUCAGAAUCCAAUUAGUCAGGAUUUGACAUUGGAACGAUAUCAUUAUGAAUUAUCGAGUGAUAUAGCAAAACUUGAUCAAAGCUUGAGUUUAGAGAAGAAUUUUGAGCACUGGGGGAAGCAGAAGAUGCAAGAAUAUAGUAAAAUUAGUGAUAUAAAAAAUUUCGCAACAUCGCCAACUGCAAAGAGUUUGUUGAAUCAGCAGAAUAUGAAUCUAUCUGUACGUAAUAUUCCGAACCCAUCUGCUCUUAUGAUGUUCCGUAAUCAAGCUAAUAAUCUACAUAAUUCAAAUAAAUCAAAAUCUCCGACUUCAACUUCUUCUUCUCCCAAAUUACCAACUGUAAAAGAAACAGUUAGUUCAAGUACUAGCGAUCAAUGCUCGGAUAUUGAAGAAAUUUUAUCAAAGUCAACGAUUUCUAAAAGUACUGAGAAGCCAUUUUCUGAAAACUAUUCUCAAAAUUUGCUACAAUCAAAAUUUUCUCCUUCCUCUUUGUCUUCAAAUCAUGGAAAGAUUAAUGAUAAAAAGAGCAUUGAGAAGCUUACUGAAUACCUCCGUCUAACUGCAACGGCUGCAAAGUCAAAGGAAAUGAGACAAGACGAUGAUAAUAAUAACAAUAAUUCGUCACCAAAAAAUGAUAAAAAUUUCAAUUUAAUUGAUACGAGAAAGCAAAAAUCUUCAUCAUCGGAUGUAAUAUGUAUUGAUUCAUAAAUCAUAUAUCCACAAUCUUGAUAUUAAAUUAAUCAAAAAAUGGCAUUAGAUUCCACUCAGAAAAAUUAUUAUUUAAAUAAUUUUAUUGAAUCUCAAAAUCAAAAGUAAUUUUUUUUGUUGUUAAUAAUUAUCGCUCCUAAAAUUUAUACAUAAUCGUAUAUAGUCAACAUUGUGUAUACUGAAAAAAUAUAUCAAAAUAAAUUCAAAAAAAAAGUUUCUAUAAAAAAGAUUGCCGCUAUUUAUUCAGCGGAAACACUAAAAAUGCGUCAUUUCAGGUAGCCAAAUAUGAUGAUAGUUUUGUACUAUCGUGUAGAAUAACUCUAGAUUUACAUUAAGACAGCAACAAAGUAAAAUAUUUAAAAAAAAAUCUAUCAAUUAUUGGAUACAGGAAGACACGUUUUUCGAGCGGAAAUUUAAUCACAUUAGAGAUGGAAAUUUUUUUUUCAUCAAAUUUCAAUUUUUUUUUCUUUGAUUUUAUAAAAAGUAAAGAAGAGUAGGGAUAAAAUAGGUGAAGUGUCAAGGUGUGAUGAUUUUUGGGUAGCUUUAAAUUUUUCUCUUAUAAAGGUUUAAAGUGUUUAAAAGAGUUGAUUGAAGCUGAUUUCAUUUCAAUAAUACGUAUUUAAAGAUUUAUCGAUGUUUAUCAUAAAUUCCCUGUAUUGACCCUAAAGAAAUCCAAGAUACUCUCGAGCGAUCAAUUCUUAGUGUUAAUUAAAAACACCCUCGUUCCUAUGAAUCAUAGUUUCCAUUGAUCCUAGUUGAUUUAAAGAUUAUUCGCGUAAAUUCAAUUUUUCAAUUUUUGAUUUCAUUCCAAAAAUGGAAUAAGAAACAAAAAAAAAAACUUCGAGUCAUCACACCUUGGAAACUUAACCUUAAUAAAUUAAUCAUUACCAAAACCUUAAAAAAUAUAUGAAGAAGCCCAAUUACAAAUUUCUAUACACAUGAAAAAAAAAAUCUUUUUAAAUAAAGGAACUUACAUAAAGUAAUUGAAAAUUAGGCAAUAUAAAUUAUCAUCUACAGUUAACCCAAUGAUAUUGCUUAUAUAAUUAAAGAAUAUUAAAUUUAAAAUAUACAUGUCGUAUGUUCAUAAUAUGUACUACUUUCAUAAUUAUAGAGAAAAAAUAAAUAACACAAUAUGAACUAAGUGACAAAAAAAAUUAUGAUCGUGCUAAAUAAACACAUGAAAUUGAGAAGAAGCUGACGUAGUUUAAUAUAAUGAUGAAGUAACUACAUAUUCACUAAAAAAAAAGUUCAAAAACCUCUUUCUAACUUCUCAAGUACAUAUAUGAAAUAAGAAAUAAUGAAAGAAAAAAAAAGAUAAAAAUUGAAUGAAUGAAAUGAAAAAAAGCAACAAAGAGAAAGAAAAGCAGAAAUAUAAUAAAAAAAAAAUCAAGAUGACAUUAUAUGGCUAAAUGUCAAGCGAAUUGGUUAUUUUUAAGGCUUCAAAAAGAUGCUUUCGGAUUGAUAAAAUUUAAAAGAAUAGUAUGAAAAAUAAUGAAAUAGUUGUAAUGUUGUCAAAGAUGAUCAUUGCACCCUUUUGUAGCAAGUUUUAGAAUUAUUUUGGUAUGAAUUGAGGAAUCUUGUUCUGUUGGAAUGUUUAAUUUAAUGAUACAAACUUGGACAUUUGAAAUUGUUUGUGGAAUUUGAAUUAAAGUUUUUGAGAUACUUGAGAUAGCUCAAUAUUCAAUAUGUGAAGCUUGAAAUAUGGAAAUGAUGACUAUAUUGAGGAAUUUUGAAUUUAUUUUAAAGUGGACGAGCACACGCGAGUGUGAACUUCGUGACUCUAAUUUUCAUGACUUAUGAAAGUAUUUAAAAAAAGUCAUUUUUGAGGCUAUUUAAUAAAAACAUCAACUUAGUUUUAUGAGAUCUGAUUAAUGAAAUUUAAUAGAUUUAUUGGACACAAGGCUCCAGCAGAUUAUUUAACUUCAAUAAUCUUAAUAGAUUAUAAUUUUCGUUUUUAAAAGAUGAUAAUCUGUGGAAGCUUUGAUUGGACAUAUUUCAUGAAAGUUAUGUUUUUUAAAGAUUAAGAAGAUUUAAAACUACUCUUAAGUUAGUGCUCGAGUGACAUAGAGGCUUUAUAAGUUUGCAAUGUCAAGUAUCAACUUUAGUCUUUGAUAUUUAAUAGCGAAAAUGUAGUAAAAUGCAGGAAAAGGUCAAACUAUGAAUGCUGAUCCACGACAAUUUCAAGCAAAAACUAUAAAUUUCCUCAAUUCAUUGCCAAGAAAUGCUAAAGUUUAAAUAAUUUGGAGCUGUAUCCUAUUAAUGCUUGAAUUUGUUCAUCGAUGUUUCUAGCAAUAAAUGAUAAAUUCUAUUCCCUACGUACUACAAGUCAAAACAAAGAAUUAUCAGAAAAACAUCAAAAAUUCAAGCAUCAAUAUCCACAAAACUCUAAAUUGUCAGAAAAAAAUUAACCCUUUUGGAAGCUUUAUAUGACAUUAAACAUUCAAAAAAAAAAUAUUAAACAAAAUUUUCCCAUUUUUGGAAAUUAGAAUAAAUUUUAAAUUUAAAUUAAUAUAUAGUGCAAAAGGAUUGAUAUUAGAGAAAACCCACAAAAUUAAAAAAAAAAGUUUGGAAGUCUUCACAAAAAAAUUCCAAAUUUAAUUGCACUUUAAAAAUGAAAAGAAAAAAAAAUAAUAAAAAAUAAAAUUCAAUGUGAGAGAUAAAUACAAUAAUAAUGACGAAUAUAAUGGUAUAUAAAGGAAGGAAAUGAUAUAUUCUUAUUCUUACUUCUUUUUUUUUUUUUGGGGGCUAUUGAAAUGAUAUUAUGAAUAAUGAGUUUUAUGUUUCAUUAUUACAACAUUUCUUUUCCGAUACGUACAUGCAUAAUGACUUAUUAUUUAUUGCAGUAAUAGUAAUUAUUAAAGGGGAGUGUUUGAUGUGCAAUAAAAAAAGCGAACAAUUUUUUUUUUCAUAAUUUUAAUCGUUAUUGUUUGAUAAUUUCAAUGAUAAUUUUUACAUUGUGAUCCUUAGUGCAAAAGAGAAAAGAUUUAAAAGUAAAUAUUGAUGAAAUGAAGUCUAAUAUUUAAUAUUAUAUUAACAUUUUUUAAUCUUAUUUUAUUUAAUUUCAUGAUGAUGAUGAUGAUGAUGUAAAUAAAAUAAAG
Messenger RNA from Chironomus riparius, 7747 nucleotides. The record is from the annotation of a GenBank genome assembly. NCBI's taxonomy places the organism in Eukaryota, Metazoa, Arthropoda, Insecta, Diptera, Chironomidae.